Molecule: messenger RNA, 1097 nt
Organism: Theobroma cacao (cacao)
Lineage: Eukaryota; Viridiplantae; Streptophyta; Magnoliopsida; Malvales; Malvaceae
Gene: AHP2
Product: Tat-binding protein 1(Tbp-1)-interacting protein (TBPIP)
Biological process (GO): homologous chromosome pairing at meiosis; meiotic joint molecule formation; meiotic strand invasion involved in reciprocal meiotic recombination
Cellular component (GO): condensed nuclear chromosome; DNA recombinase auxiliary factor complex
Molecular function (GO): double-stranded DNA binding; recombinase activator activity
Source: RefSeq, a predicted model, not a curated record
UUUUGCCCAACGCUCCUCCAUUUCGAGGCAAAACAAAUAUCUCAGAGGACAUCGACUUUCCCGCGCAUUUGAAUUGAAAAUUCUCCGAUCGAUGGCUCCGAAAUCCGAUAGCGCCGAAGCAAUCGUGCUCAACUACGUGAACGAGCAAAAUCGGCCUUUAAAUUCUCAAAACGUGGCUGAUUCUCUGCAAAAGUUUAACCUCAAAAAGGCAUCCAUUCAAAAAACACUGGAUACACUUGCUGAUAGCGGGAAGAUUUCAUUCAAAGAGUAUGGUAAGCAGAAGAUAUACCUUGCCCGUCAAGACCAGUUCAAUAUCCCCAACAAUGAAGAGCUUGCUUCUAUGAAGGAAGAGAAUGCCAAACUGCAGGAACAGCUCGAACAACAAAAGAAAGCAAUCACUGGGGUUGAGGGAGAAAUUAAAAUUUUGCAGUCAAAUUUAACACUGGAACAGAUAUAUGACAAGGAAGAAAAACUGAGGAAAGAGGUCAAGGAAAUGGAGGACAAAUUAGUUAAAUUGCGUGGAGGAGUUACCCUGGUUAGGCCAGAGGAAAAAAGGGCAGUUGAAGCCAUCUAUUCAGAGAAAAUGAGCCAGUGGAGAAGGCGUAAAAGGAUGUUCAAGGAUCUCUGGGAUGCUAUCACUGAGAACUCACCUAAGGAUCUAAAGGAAUUCAAGGAGGAACUGGGAAUUGAAUAUGAUGAAGAUGUUGGUGUGAAUUUGCAAUCAUUCUCGGAGCUCCUUCAGCAUGGGAAGAAGCGGGCCAGAGGCCAGUAACUUAACUCGUUCAUCAACUCAGACAUAGAUUUUGGCAUUUCCCUAGAGAGAAAUUAGUUCCAGAUAUUUGUAGAUUUUUCGUCGUUGUUAGAUCUAAAUCUUUACUUCUGGAUCCUACAGAGUGAGUUUCACAUUUCAUAAGCAUUACAUGCCAAUGUUUUGUCACGAUAUAAAAUGGUGGAUGAUACUAGUUUUAAUAGAAUUACCUUUGAACAAUAUUACAAGCCAAAGCAUUGUUCUAUGAGCUACAUAUUAGAUCACAGUUUGUAACCGUAACCCUUAAUUGAUCUACUUUUUUGCCUGUGGAUGCAUAUGCAUUUGCCUA